Molecule: messenger RNA, 512 nt
Organism: Darwinula stevensoni
Lineage: Eukaryota; Metazoa; Arthropoda; Ostracoda; Podocopida; Darwinulidae
Source: the annotation of a GenBank genome assembly
AUGAGAAGGAACAUGUCAUCGUGGGACAGGAUCAAGCAGAACAGGAUGAAGCUACGGGACGUCUUCAACCUUGAUCCAAAUGAGUUGCGACGCAGGUUAAGUGAAAAGAGGGUCAUCACAGACAUGGAGGAUCAGCAGAUUCGUCGCAACCAUGACCUCAAAGAACAAUAUGAUGAACUCUUUAGGAUCCUCUCUUCGAAAAACACAGGAAAAUGCGUGACCAAGUUCUAUGAGGCACUGACUGACAUGGACAGAGAUGAUAUCAUCGAAUUUUUGCAAGGUACCACGGGGUUACCUAAUGGUAAUCGGGAUGCUCAGAGUCAAGAAUCUGCAUGCGUCGCUCACCUUUCAGAAGAGACCAACAAUGGGAGCAUCAAUUCACCAAUGAACCGCUGUCAUAUAAGCACAAGGGAUGCCCUCACUCUUCAAAUAGUGGAGAAAAUGAAGACAGCCCAAGUUCCCCUACGAAGAGGCGUGUUCUAGUAAGAAAAAUGAUCAUUGACUUGAAAAUA